UGUUUAUGUGGAUGUGUAAGUGUGUGUGGUGAUGAUGAUGAUGGCGGAGCUGGUGCAGGGACAGGCCUCGAUGGCUCAGCCCGGGAUGAAGGCGGACGGAUUCACGGACCCGUUCCACCGCGCGCGACAGAUUGGUAAAAUUGGUGGAGAGCAGAUGACCCAUCUGAACAACACUUCUCCAGUUAUCGAUGCCUCGCUCUAUGGGUACGGAGGCCAGAAACGCUCAUUGGACGAAGGAGUGGCUAACCAGCUCGGUGCAAUGGUACAUCAAAGGGCUAUAGUAACGGAAGACUACAAAGUGCCUGAUAAGAUGGUUGGAUUCAUAAUUGGUCGGGGUGGUGAACAGAUAACAAGAAUUCAGCUGGAAUCCAACUGUAAGAUCCAGAUCGCUUCUGACAGUGGAGGUAUGAUGGAUCGGCCUUGCACCUUGACUGGAACCCCAGAGAGUAUUGAGCAAGCCAAGAGGUUGUUGGGUCAGAUCGUGGACCGGUGUCGGAACGGACCGGGCUUCCAUACUCCGAUGGAUGGGAACAGCUCUGUCCAGGAGAUCUUGAUUCCUGCCAGUAAAGUUGGUCUGGUCAUCGGGAAGGGAGGAGACACCAUCAAGCAACUGCAGGAGAGAACAGGAGUGAAGAUGAUUAUGAUUCAGGACGACCCGAUGCCCACCGGAUCAGACAAACCUCUCAGAAUCACUGGAGACCCUUAUAAAGUUCAGCAAGCACGAGAGCUGGUGGCCGAAAUCAUCAGGGAUAAAGAUCAGGGUGAUUUCAGAGGAGCUCGCAGUGACUUCGGCUCUAGACUGGGCAGCAGCAUUGAUGUGGCAGUGCCCAGGUUUGCAGUGGGUAUCGUCAUUGGCAGAAAUGGAGAGAUGAUUAAGAAGAUUCAGAAUGAUGCAGGAGUCAGAAUCCAGUUUAAACCAGAUGAUGGUAUCAGCCCAGACCGGAUCGCUCAGGUGAUGGGUCAGUCCGAUCGAUGUCAGCACGCCGUUCACCUCAUCAAUGAGCUGGUGCACACAGCACAGGAGCGUGACGGUUUUGGAGGUCCGGUUGGCCCCAGAGGUCGUGGCAGAGGUCGUGGUGAUUGGAGCAUGGGAUCCCCUGGAGGACUGCAGGAAGUCACCUACACAAUACCUGCUGAUAAAUGUGGCCUUGUGAUUGGAAAAGGUGGAGAAACCAUUAAGAACAUCAACCAGCAGUCCGGUGCUCAUGUGGAGCUCCAGAGAAAUCCUCCUCCAAACACGGACCCCAACGUCAGGAUCUUCUCCAUCCGUGGGUCUCCUCAGCAGAUGGAGAUGGCCAGACAACUGAUAGACGAAAAGAUCGGGGCCACUGGAAUGGGGGGAAACGGCAGUUUUGGACUCAGUCCUUUCACCCAAGGACCAGCCACCCCUCACCAGAAUGGUCCGCAGACAUUCAUGACUGGAGGUUGGGGUACCACAUACCAGACAUGGCAGCCCCAGGGCCAACAGGACCCCAGUCACAAUGGAUCCCAGACCAGCCAGAUGGACUAUUCCAAAGCAUGGGAGCAGUAUUAUAAAAAGCUAGGUCAACAGAACCAGGGACAGAGCAGCGGGUCGGACUACAGCAAAGCAUGGGAGGAGUAUUACAAGAAACAGACUCAGGCAGCCGGUCCUGGGUCUCAGCAGAGUUCUCCUCCAGACUACAGUGCCGCCUGGGUGGAGUAUUACAGACAGCAGGGGGCGUAUUACGGCCAGGGACAGACACAGGCUCCCGGCCUUCCGGAUCAUUAAAGCGGCGACCACAGACCCUUUAGAAGAUUUUUGAAUCACUGCGAGGAGGAAACAGACCUUUUGUAACAGAGGUUUCUAGAUUUGCAACGCCUUGAAGACUUUGACUUUUUUCUUAGUGAGAAACACUAGCUGUAGAAUGACUUCUAUGAUUAAAAAAAAACAAAAAAAAAAAAAAGAGCGAGCGCGAGAGAGAGAGAGAGAGAGAGAGAGAGAACUAUUUCUAAAUCAGGACAUUAAAAUUGUUACUAAAUACUUGUGUACUCCAUUAUUUGAAUGGGCAACUUCCGGGGAUCCUUUUUGGGAGCGUUUCAAGAGUGGGUUUGUUUUCUAUUCUUCUUAUCGAAUUCAAUGUUAUCACAAGCCAAAACGAACCCCGGAGUUGUAACAUUUUCAUCGAUCGCGCAAUAUAAUCUAUUAUUUUUCUAGUUCUGUUGCAAUAAAAUGAUUGUGGGCUCGGCGGUCUCGACUACGCUUAUCGUUUUGUUUUGUCAUGAGAUGUUUUAAGAAUAUGUACAAAAUGUUUUCUUAUUCAUGAAGCAUUAUAAUUCAGUGAGAUGAAAAACUGUGAUUUUGUUACAGAAAAAUAUAUUAUUUUGUUACUCAAAAAUACAAUGAAUGAUGUUGGCGGCGUUCCUGACGUAAUUCCUCGUGUGCUUUGUAUUCUGUUUUUCAUUGUCGUUUUAUUGUACUCUGGUUUAAAAACAAAGGUGCAAUAUCUUAUUUCAUUUUUGAAACAAAGACGGACUUCUCUAUUGACCGACGUUUAACUUGUAGUUCUUAGAGGUUUUUUUUAGUCGUAUAUGGAUAAUUUUAUAUUCCAGUGAUUUGACGGGAACGGGUGGUCUCUUGCAUAUGUUGUGAGGUUGUUGUUUUUUGCCUUUGCUAUCUUGUAAAACUAUGUAUGUAUGCUCGAUACUUGACUAAAUAGUUUAUUUAAAAAUAUAUAUAUAUAAUCAAAUCAAAGACUUUUUUUUUCUUUUUUUUUCCCUGUUUUUCUGUUUUCAUACUGAAAUUUGUCAAAGAUUGUGAAUGUGUAAUUUGAAAUUUGAUGUUGCAUCUUGCGUACAGAUGAACUUUUAUGUAUGUAUCUUUAAACUGAAACUUUAAAGCGUUCGAGACCGCUGAGCCCCGAGAGCCUACCUGUGUAUUAAUUAAGUGUCGUUUUUUUAUAUUCAAAGUAUUCAAAGAUCAAAGUUGCGUCUUGUUUGGUACCACCCCCCGUUUCUCUGAAGCCCCCUAACCAGUACACACUGUGGAGUCCUGUACAGUCCCAUUGGAAUAACUUUUUAAUUAUAUUUUUUUUUUCCCUUUCUAUUCUGUGUGAUCUAAUAUAUGUAUGAUUGAGUAGUUACAAAUUGAUCUAGUAUUAACUUCAUUGCUUAAUGAAAAGGGAUAUUAUAAUUUCAAAAUGUUUAAUUUUAGUGUUUCUUUCUUCCUCGUGUACAGGUAACCAUGUAUUAAAAAUAUCAAAA
This is a messenger RNA of Xyrauchen texanus (razorback sucker), 3222 nucleotides long. Its product is annotated as far upstream element-binding protein 3-like. The transcript is spliced from 19 exons. Lineage: Eukaryota; Metazoa; Chordata; Actinopteri; Cypriniformes; Catostomidae. The coding region runs from base 32 to 1750 and encodes 572 amino acids. The record is from RefSeq and is a predicted model, not a curated record. Gene Ontology annotation, cellular component: nucleus; cytoplasm. Gene Ontology annotation, molecular function: mRNA binding. Gene Ontology annotation, biological process: regulation of DNA-templated transcription.